AGAAGAUCGCCGGUGAGGUAUCCGCUCUCGUUAACCACAUAUACGAUAUAUCUCAGGGCAAUGCAAACGCCAGAAAACAACGACAGUCAGCUUAUUUUGGUGCAGCAGAAUUUAAGAACGCUGCCGGAGGAAUUAAUUAAGAUCCAUGCUGAUCAUGUAGAGCACUUGGAUCUCAGCCACAACUGCCUGAAGGAUUUGUCUUGGCUGGCGGAAUUUGAGCAACUGCGUCAUUUGGUCCUGGACAGCAAUAGAAUGCAUGAGGCUCAUCUGAGAACUUUGACACGCCCACUGCCCCAAUUGGAAAUACUAAUGCUGAACAAAAAUGAGUUCAGUGACCUGCCAACGACAAUGCGGCUGAUCAGACGGUUCUUUCCGAACCUGCAAUAUCUGAGCCUCCAUGGCAAUCCGAUUUGCCCAGAUGGUUUGGAACUGCAGCCCUUCUCCAGUUACCUGCGCUACGACUAUCAGUACUACAGCAAUUACAUUGCACAGUCGCUGAGCAAACUGAAAUUCCUGGAUCACGGGAUGGUUCAACGCACCUACCAGUACGAAAGUUUUCCACUCAAAAAUUAUGCCGGAAAACCACUGAUCCAAACUACGAGUUUUUGAAAAGAAAACAUCGUAAAAGUGAACUAUAAACCGAAAAUUUAUAAUUUAGGAAAAACAAGUCAGGUUAUUUA
Drosophila takahashii is the source of this 680-nucleotide messenger RNA. RefSeq names its product leucine-rich melanocyte differentiation-associated protein. The record is from RefSeq and is a predicted model, not a curated record. Gene Ontology annotation, biological process: melanocyte differentiation. Gene Ontology annotation, molecular function: protein binding. NCBI's taxonomy places the organism in Eukaryota, Metazoa, Arthropoda, Insecta, Diptera, Drosophilidae.